AUGUUUGUCACCACACACUGGCUGCAUCCCGUCAAUGCCAUGAUACAGCUGUACUACGGGAGUUAUCUGGUCUUUUUCAUCAUUCUGUCAGUGAUUGUGUUCCGCCAGGCAGCUCCCAAACGUAAUUCCUGGCAAGCCAGGUUUUUUGAUGCCGCACGCAUGGGUAUAACGAGUCAGAGUAUCGAUAUUCGCCCCGGUGAUAUUGUUUCACAGGCAGGCGAUAACCGGAUGCAUAAUGCUCAUUUGCCUGGCAAUCUGCGUGUUGUCAGGGAUGAUGCGCUGAAAGAGUGGCAAAAACUGGAUAAGGCUAUUCAGCAGCAGUUUGCUAAAAAGCUAAAGAAGUGCUGUGAAAAUCCACAUAUCCCUUCAGCAAAACUGCGCGGAAUAAAGGAUUGCUACAAAAUUAAACUUCGUGCGUCUGGCUUCCGGCUGGUUUAUCAGGUUAUUGACGCUGAAUUAAUUAUCGCUGUUGUAGCUGUAGGUAAACGUGAACGUAGUGACGUGUAUAAUCUUGCCAGCAAACGAAUGAGGUGA
Cooperia oncophora is the source of this 534-nucleotide messenger RNA. The record is from the annotation of a GenBank genome assembly. Lineage: Eukaryota; Metazoa; Nematoda; Chromadorea; Rhabditida; Trichostrongylidae.